Molecule: messenger RNA, 1461 nt
Organism: Naegleria fowleri
Lineage: Eukaryota; Heterolobosea; Eutetramitea; Acrasida; Naegleriidae
Exons: 3
Coding region: 1-1461 (486 amino acids)
Source: RefSeq, a predicted model, not a curated record
AUGUCUUCAUCCCAACAACAACAACUACCCAUUGUAUUUCUAAGCCAAUCUCCUGGUUCGAUGGAAAUUGAUGAAUCCUUCAGUGCAUGGCAUGUCACUCACCUCACACCACUCCAGGACGAGGACAUUUUGCAUGUUGCGUCCUCCUCAAAGAAUUCAUUCAUUUGGACAAGUAAUGACAAAAUUUACACCAUCGGAAGACCCAAAGACACAUCGAUCGUUGUUGAUGCUGUGGAGCAAUCGAAUCGAAUCCUUAAUUGCAAAGAAUGGAAUUGGAGAGAAGUGGUCAAACACUUUCUUCGUUAUCAUCCUGAAAUGAAUGAUAUUGUUGGAGAUGUUCGAAUGUUAUCGAUCAAAAACAUUGAGGCCUCUUGUUAUGCUGUAUUUGUAGAUUUGGGAGAUUCCUUGUUUUUAGCGAGCAAUGAACAUAACCAUACCAUGUGGAAAUUUGAAAAGAAGGUGAAAUUAUUUGUGACUUCUCCUUCGAGUAAUCAUGUGUUGGUUGUGUUUGAUGACAAUGAAUUGAUGAAUAUUGAUAGUUUAUUCUUUCAAAUGCCUUCCGUUCAGAGUAGUGAAAUUGAUAGUCCCAUUGCAUUGACAGCCACUUCAGGUAAAUCAGACAUUAUAUUCACACAAACCAAUAAGAUGUUUGUAAGAGGUGACAACAAGUUCAAUGUUCAAAAUGGAAUCAAAAGCAACUCGUCGUAUCGCUACGUCGCCACUCCAUUUGAAUCUCUUUCUAAAGUGAAAGAAGUGAAAUGUGGAAUGUUUCACACUGCUGUUCUUUUGGAAAAUCAUGAAAUUUACCUGUGUGGAUACAAUCGAGAUGGACAAUGUGGUGUUUUGGAUUUGACUUCCAACUCGAAUGCUCUCCUUUUUACAAAGUUGCAUUUGAAAGAUCGUUUCAAUCAUUCGAUCAUUCCCGAACACAUCUACUGUUCUGCUUUCUCGACUGGAUUUGUUUCCAAAUAUUCCUUCUGUCUCUAUGUUUUUGGAGACGUCAUCAAACAUAUCAAUAAGAACAAACAAGGGCAAGUGCAACAACAUUCCAACUCUUCAUUGGAAUACAUUUUAGAAUAUAAAGGACCUUCCCAAACGUUGAAUGAUUCUCUCUCACGAGGGAAUGCUGGUCAACAACAACAAGACGACGACGACCAGCACCACCAUGACAACAACACUUCAUCCCAAUCUCGGACCGAUUUCGUACGUGUGGAACCAUUUGAAAUUUAUAACCCUUCCACUUUAGAGUGUCAUGUCAUGGGAAGGAAAAUUCCACUCGAACCCUUUGGACUCAAUUCUGUGAGUUUUGGAUAUGGCCACAUUCAAUGUUUUCGAAAGAAGGAAUUUAAGGCAAGUUUAAAUUACUUCAAACUCCAUCUCCAAAAACUUGUUCAUUCCAACACUAGUCUUUCUUUUCGAGAUGUUGAAAUUGUCGUUGCGGAUAGAAAUCAUGAUGAAUAG